Messenger RNA from Oncorhynchus kisutch (coho salmon), 3212 nucleotides. Its product is annotated as gastrula zinc finger protein XlCGF17.1-like. The coding region runs from base 447 to 1508 and encodes 353 amino acids. The transcript has 2 exons. Gene Ontology annotation, cellular component: transcription regulator complex; chromatin; PcG protein complex. Gene Ontology annotation, biological process: regulation of transcription by RNA polymerase II. The record is from RefSeq and is a predicted model, not a curated record. Gene Ontology annotation, molecular function: DNA-binding transcription factor activity, RNA polymerase II-specific; RNA polymerase II cis-regulatory region sequence-specific DNA binding. NCBI's taxonomy places the organism in Eukaryota, Metazoa, Chordata, Actinopteri, Salmoniformes, Salmonidae.
AGUCACAAAGUCAUAAUUAUGGCUAAACCUCGCCCAAUUCUCAAUUCUACAACUUCUCUUAUUAAAACCAGAUUUUUAAACCUAACAUAAUGCCUAACCUUAAAUGAAGACAACAAAAAAUGUAAUGUUUGUUUUCAUAUAUUGUUUUUACGAUAGCCAAUGUUGACUUUGUGGCUGUAGUAACUACUGAUAAGCCAACUAGUCAGCCAUGUUCUUUAUAGUUAAAUGAUAAUGGUCAGCCACCUCGGUAGCUUGCUAGCUGAAACAUUGAAGCUCUUUAGACUCGUUCAUGUAUAUUAUCCACUGUGUUUUUAAACUCACUUUUGUCGUCUAGCUAGUUAUCCCAUUUAAUUUCAUAUUUACAUUGUUGUUAUUCAUCACCGAAGGUAGCUGUCUGGUUUAGUUCACUAGCCUAGAUAGCUAACUGUUAGCUAACAUCUCCGACCAUGAGUUCACUGAGCUACUCUCCUCCAGCUAAAGAAGAGGUCUGCUGGACGGAGAAAGAGGGUCUGUGGCUGAACGUUGUCGUGAAAGAAGAAGAGGAAGAGGAGGAUGUCACAGUAACAAAAGUAGAGGAUGAGGAUGUUGCAGUGAAAGAAGAAGAGGACGAGAAAGAGGAUGAUUCAGAUUUUGGAGAGGAGGGAGAGAUGACUGGUAUAUUGGAAGAAGAAGAAGAAGAGGACGAGGAUCUGAUUAACCCCAGAGAGAGACGUGACUAUCGUGGAUCCUCUGGGGAGCCUCAACAACAUCAUGAUGCUGAUGAGGCAGAGAAGAGUCUCUUCACAUCAGAACACCUCAAGAAACACCAGCGGAAACCCACAGGGAAGAAACUUCACCACUGCUCUGACUGUGGGAAGAGUUACUCAAGAUCAGAUUCACUAAAAGUACACCAGAGAAUUCACACUGGAGAGACAUCUCACUGCUGCUCUGACUGUGGGAAGAGGUUUACCUCUUCAGCAGACCUCAAAAGACAUCAGAGAAUCCAUACAGGAGAGAAACCUUAUAGCUGUGAUCAAUGUGGAAAGAGUUUUAAUGUUCCAAGCAGCCUGAAAACACACCAGAGAACACACACAGGGGAGAAACCUUAUAGCUGCGCUGACUGUGGGAAGAGUUUCUCAAAAUUAUAUACAUUACAAUCACACCAGAGAAUUCACACUGGAGAGAAACUUUAUAGCUGCUCUGACUGUGGGAAGAGUUUUUCAAAAUUAUAUACAUUACAAUUACACCAGAGAAUUCACACUGGAGAGAAACUUUUUAGCUGUGAUCAAUGUGGGAAAAGGUUUACUCACUCAAGCUGCCUGAAGGUACAUCAGAGAACACACACAGGAGAGAAACCUUAUAGCUGUGAUCAGUGUGAGAAGAAAUUUGUUACAUCUAGCAGUCUGACUAUACACCGGAGAUCUCACACAGGAGAGAAACCUUAUAGCUGUGAUCAAUGUGUGAAAAGUUUUACUUCAUCUAGCCAUCUGACUAUUCACCAGCGGACACACAAGAGAGAAACCUCAUAGCUGUAAUCAAUGUGGGAAGAGCUUUAUCCAAACAUCCUGAUAUCACACCAGAGAACACACACAGGAGAGAACUCAUAGCUGUGAUCAAUGUGAUAAGAGAUGCUGGUAAAAUUUAGAAAAUACAUACAUGAAGUUGUUUCAUGAUGUCAAUAAAAUGUCACAAUGUAGAAUGUUAUUAACAUUGUAGUAGGAUUAUUUUAAUGAUGUCACAAUGUAGAAUGUUAUUAACAUUGUAGUAGGAUUAUUUUAAUGAUGUCACAAUGUAGAAUGUUAUUAACAUUGUAGUAGGAUUAUUUUAAUGAUGUCACAAUGUAGAAUGUUAUUAACAUUGUAGUAGGAUUAUUUUAAUGCUGUCACAAUGUAGAAUCGUAAACAUUUGACCCCCUGUUCUAUUCAUUUCAGCGUGAUAUAGAUAUUAGCCUCGGGAUGAAUCCAGGCCUCAUCAGGGGAAGUAAUGAGUACUAUUUAUUUGAUUAACAAAAAAGUGAUUAACAAGAAAAAGAGUUGUUACACUUGGCGCCCCAUUUGAAUGAGAAUAGAGCACUUCAAAAUGUAGCUAGCUGUUUUCUGCAGGUUGUCCUCUAACCAGUGAGGUAAAAUAUAUCUCACAUUUCUGUGUGUUUUUUUUAGUUGUGUUAGAUUCAACAGCACAUACAACCUGAUUUCCCCCCCCUAAUAGAUUGCCAGUUGUCAAAACAACAGCGUAAGUAAUAUACUUAGUUACUGACUGACUUUAUUGUCCCCAUGGGGAAAUGUACACAUUUAAAGUGGUGUUUAAAUACAAAACAAGAUUGACAACUUUCAUAACAGUUACAUAGCUAUAAAAAUAAUAAUAGUAAGAAAUAAGAAGUACAACUUUUUUUUUAAAGAAGAAAAGACUAGCCUGCUGGACUUACAGGGUCAAUGGGAACAUUCACCCGAGCUAUUUAGGAGGGAUAUCACACCUGGCAUAAAUGAUUGUCUCGUUCUGUUUUUCCUGCUGAGGCCCUAUACCUGCGCCCAGAGGGGAGUAAUUCAAAGUCUUGAGGGUGGCUUGGGUCUAAAAUGAUGAUAUGAUAUGAUUACUACUGUGGAACAUGUUUGUGUAGAUAGUACAUUUUAUGUUUAACUUUUCAAUAUCACAAACUGUUUCUAUUGAUUUGAACAAAUUAUAAUCUUCAAAUUAUAAAAAUAAAACAAAAUAGCAAAAUUAAAUAAAUAAAGAUUUAUUCAUUUUUAAAUUAGGACUAUGCCCGAUGUCUAAUUAUUUGUAUAAUUUUUUUUUUAAGUGAAAAUUUAAAAUACUAGUGCAUUAUUGUCAAUACAUAUUAAACGGUGUUCGGUUUGGUUUGAUAUUUCAAAAUAUUUACAUUUCAUGUAACAUUUUAUUCAUCAGAAUUAUUUGAUACUUUUUCGGUACAAUUAUAUUAUUGGGCCCAGCGUCGUCCAGGUUUGGCUGUUGUUGGCAGUCUUUGUAAAUAAUCAUUUGUUCUUAACUGACUUGCCUAGUUCAAUAAAGGUUCAAUUGAAAAAAUUAAAUGUUUUUUUUUAAAUGAAAAAUAGUAUCAAUUCAUUAUAUCUUACACUAUGUCAAAAUAGUGCAUACUGUGUACAUUUUAUAACUUUUCAACCAAUCCAGUACAUUUUUGUUGAAAAUUUAGAAAUUGUAGUGUAAUAUACACUGCUCAAAAAAAUAAAGGGAACACUUAAACAACACAAUGUAAC